Carica papaya (papaya) is the source of this 3648-nucleotide messenger RNA. RefSeq names its product zinc finger (CCCH-type) family protein / RNA recognition motif (RRM)-containing protein. The record is from RefSeq and is a predicted model, not a curated record. Gene Ontology annotation, molecular function: RNA binding; metal ion binding. Gene Ontology annotation, cellular component: nucleus. NCBI's taxonomy places the organism in Eukaryota, Viridiplantae, Streptophyta, Magnoliopsida, Brassicales, Caricaceae.
AUCUCUGGCUCUCUCUCUCUCUCUCGCCCCCUCUCUCUAGAAUCCUGUUUUUGCUCGACAGCUUCAUUCAAACCCCUAACACCACAACAAACUCUCACUUGCAUAGCUCCUCUUUUUAUCUGAGAAAAAUUUAUUUCCAAGAAAUUACCUCUCGAUUCUCUCUUUAUUACGAUCCUGCCCCUCUUCUCUCCGUUUUAUUUUUUCAUCUUCCCUCGAAAUGCCUCUCCGCUGCCUCGUUGUUUACGCCUCGUCGUGAAUUGCUCGGGGUUGAAUCAAUCUCUGGUUGGAUAACAGCUUAGGGCGCCAUUCUUUACUCACUGUUCUAGAAGUUUCUCUGAGGUUGUUCUCUAGCUGACAAUUUGAAACCUGAAUCUGGUAAGAGUUUUGAGCUUGAAGAACACAAAACGAUAUUUUGAUUGUCUUAGGAGGAUCUAAUGGAGCUGAAAGUUUCAUCUCCGAGACAGAGGGCUCUAUCUCCCACUGAUUGCGUCAGUGAUUCUGAGGAAAAGGAGAUUAGUGAUGAGGAUGAUGACGACCGCAACCAUAAGCAUCGAAGGCGAGAGACACGAUCUCAAUCUUUGGAAAGAGACGGCUCUGAUCAAGUCUUUGCCAGGCCAUACAGAAAGCGAAAUAAACAUUUUGAAAAUGGGCAUUCCUUCAGGGAAAAUGAAUCUCAAGCAAAUGAAACUUGGAGGCAUUAUAAUGUCUCCCCACUGGAGAAAGACCUUUCCACAAAGUUUGAAAGAAGACGUCCUGGUUUACCAUCAUAUCUGCGUGGACCGUUGGAUCAACGAAUCAGGGCAAACCAGGCAUUUUUAGGAGACACGGGUUCUGGUAGGGGAAGAGGAAGGGACUCUGGUUCCUGGACACGCGAUUCUAGGUUUGGCUCUAUUGAGAUUGCAUCUCAAAUGGUUCAGCCAGGGCCGAUGGCGCCACAUCUCUUUGGUGGAAGGGGAUUGCCUAAUGUGUCAACCACACAGAGCGCAUCCUGGACUGCCUUUGGAAUACUUCCUGGGGUACCAAAUGGUGGGUUGGAUACACUCCACUCCAUCGGGUUACAAGGAACACUCAGACCACCAAUUAAUUCUUCAUUAAACAUAGGCAUUCCUCGUCAGAGGUGUAGGGAUUUUGAGGAACGUGGAUUCUGUCUUAGAGGAGAUAUGUGCCCGAUGGAGCAUGGUGUCAAUCGUAUUGUUGUGGAGGAUGUUCAGAGCCUCUCCCAGUUCAACCUUCCUGUUUCACUUCCAAGUGCUCAGCUAUUGGGGCCGCCUGCUGGACCUGGACCCCUUCCUUCAGUUGGUGCUCCUUCAACAUUGAUUAACAACAAAGGAGCGCAUAGCAAAGGUAGCAAACCUGGAUUGAACAAUGAUGGGUUGGAACUAAGUGAUACAUAUCCUGGUGCAGCUGGCGCUGAUUUCUACGACCCUGAUCAACCCUUGUGGAAUAACAAUGGUCCUGAAACUUCGGCUUCACUUGCUGCACUGCAUUCACCCAAAAUUGAUGACAUUGAGCCCUCAUUGGAUGAUGAUCGUCAUCAUGGUGCUGACAGUGAAUACCCAAUUAGGAGCACUGGGGCUAUGGGUUCUCAGUCUCUGUCUGUUUGGGGUAGAAUUGGUGGUUCAAAAAGCAAAUUAAAUUCAAAAGAGAAAAUUGAUGCAACAUUAAGUUCCUCAGGUUAUUUUGAAAAUGAAGCUAAGAUGGAGCAAGAGGCUUUAGGUAGUACCCAAGGUAGCUCCCGUCAAGGAAAACGGACUAUUGCUGAUGAUGCUGGUCCAAAAGCCAUGGAUUCAUCUCUCAAGACUCAGAAUGGUGCUAUGCGUAACUUGAGAAAAUCAUCUCAAAAGGCACUGCGAACUCUCUUUGUUAAUGGAAUUCCUCUAAAGAGCAACAAAAAAGAGGCUCUUCUUUCACAUUUUCAAAAGUUUGGGAAGGUCAUUGACAUUUUUAUUCCAUUGAAUAGUGAACGAGCAUUUGUUCAAUUUUCGAAGAGGGAGGAGGCAGAAGCUGCUCUUAAAUCACCUGAUGCUGUAAUGGGUAACCGCUUUAUCAGGCUGUGGUGGGCUAACCGUGAUAGCAUUCCUGAUGAUGGCGUGCCUGUAACUCCGCGUGUGAUGGUAACUGGUUCAGUUCUACCCCAUCAAUCUGUUGUUCAUAGAGGAAAAGAUAAUCUUCAGCCUUCUGUUCCAAAGGGUAACAAUGUCCAUUCUGCUGAAGUUCCCACUGUGCCGGAUCUUCCUAAGCCUGUAAUAACUAAUGUCCCCAAGGUUCCUCCUCUGCAAAAGAAGCUAGAAACUCUUGAGCAGUUGAAGGAGGAGCUCCGCAAGAAGCAGGAAAUGCUGGACCAGAAGCGGAAUGACUUCCGAAAACAGUUGGACAAAUUUGAGAAACAAGCUACUGGGCCCAAGGGGGAGCCAGUGACAGAGCAAGCUGCUAAGAGACUUAAAGUGGGAGUGGCGGCUUAUGCUGCUAAAGUUUCAACCAGUAUGUCUUCUGAUUCAGCUGCUGCUAUGGUGUCACCACACACUGAGGUGCUUGGAGAUAAGAAUAAUUCUAUGGAGAAUGUUGUGUCCCACAGCCAAAAAUCAAACACAGCCAUGGUUUUGCAGGAAUCCACAAGCCUGAAGCCACAGAGCUAUCCAUUGGGAACUUUAAAUACUCCCAGUAUGAUAAAUAGAUAUAAGUUGGACAACCGCACUGCUUCAUUCAGAGUUAUUCCACCUUUACCAACUGGCUUUGCAGAUGUUGUUGUCUUGAAAGGACAUUUCUCAUCUUAUGGUGAUCUUUCUACUGUGGAGUUAGAAGAGUUAGAAGCUAAUGAUGGGAGUAAUGUAUCAGAGGCAUCAAAAAAUUUUGAGGUUCAUGUGACUUUCACAACACGCCAAGCAGCUGAGAGGGCAUUUGAAUAUGGUAAAUGCUGGCAAGGCCAUGAUUUGCAAUUCACAUGGGAGACAUCAAGUAAUUCCAGCAUUUUCACUGGUAGCAGAGAAAGGUCCGUCUCCACUUCUAAGGGACCUGUAGAUGCUGAGGUUCAACCUGUAGAGGAAUCAGGAUCUGUUCUACAUCAGGAAGCUGCUACAUCAGGAAAUAAGGGACCCGAAAAGGCAGAAAGAGAAGGUGGUAUUAAGUCUAUGGAAGUGCAUGAAGUUUUGCAACCUAGUUCAACCCCAGUUUCCAGGGAGAAAGAGCCAUCAAAAGUCAAUUGUUGAGGAUGGGCUGAUCAGUGGGGUCUGUACAGUGAGGUAAAAUGUUUUAAUUCUUCUCUAAUUUCAGUCGUUUUUGCGUCAUCAAUUGCUGAAAUUUCAUUUUGCAAUACAUCUUAUUUCAUGCAUUGGGAUAAUGUAAAAAAGGGAAACUUUCUGAUUUUAAUUGCCACCCGGGAUAAGGGUUGGCUGUGGCAAUUUGUGUUGUCUUUCAGGUUAAAAUGUCUAGGACAAAAGGACAAUGAAUCAAAAAGUUAGUUACAUUGAAAUUAAUUAAAUGGUUCAGAAAAAGAGAAGGGAUCUGAUCCCCGUUCGUAGUUGAGUUACACCAUGCUAGCUGAUCUCAGAAAUUAUAUAUCAUCUCUGUAACAGCAGCUCUACUUUGAUUCCUGUUUGAUGAUGGCAUUCUUGGCCAGUUAUUUCAAUUCAGCCAUAUAUUAAUAUUGGA